Molecule: messenger RNA, 978 nt
Organism: Capronia epimyces CBS 606.96
Lineage: Eukaryota; Fungi; Ascomycota; Eurotiomycetes; Chaetothyriales; Herpotrichiellaceae
Exons: 4
Coding region: 1-978 (325 amino acids)
Molecular function (GO): arylformamidase activity
Source: RefSeq, a predicted model, not a curated record
AUGGCCCGACCGUCCUUUGACCAACUCCCUCUCAAUGAAGGCGACCCUCCCUUCUCUGCCUGGGGCUUGUACGGCAAGGAUGACGAACUGGGCACGCUGAACCUGCUGACGCCCGAGAUUGUGGCCGAGGCGGCCAAGGAAAUCAAAACCGGCACACGCGUAGGGUUGGACCUGCCUCUGAACUACCUGAAGCGACCGUCGCACAAUAGGCAGGCCCUCAAACACACCAUCAUCAAAUAUCCGAGGCCCAACCAUGAUGACUCGAUCGAGCUGAACACCCAGGUCUCUUCGCAAUGGGAUGGGCUCCGCCACGUGGCAUUCCAAAAGGAGCGACUGUUCUACCAGGGCGUGACGGUUGAGGAGAUCUCUGGCCCAGAUGCCGGCCCAAGGCUGGGAAUUCAUGCCUGGUGUGACAAUGGCGGCAUCGCCGGCCGUGGUGUGCUACUGGACUAUUGUCGAUGGGCCGAGGCCCAGCAACUUCCUGGGUACGACCAUAUGAGCAACCAUAAAAUCACGGCCAAGAACCUCGAGGCGGUGGCCAAGGCCCAGAACGUGACGCUCAAAAAAGGAGACAUCCUGCUGGUACGGUCGGGAUUCACAAAGGGCUACAGCCAGCUGAGCGACGACGAGAAGAUCGCCUGGAGCCAUAUAAAGGCGACCACGUGGAUCGGCCUGGAGACGUCCAUCCACACCGCCCGCUGGCUGUGGGAUACGGGAUUCGCGGCAGUGGGAGGGGACCAGCCCGGCUUGGAGAGCUUUCCCAUCUGGCAGAAGCCGGAGGAGGGCGGACUGGAGAAUCUGGCCCUGCACGAGGUUCUGCUCAGUGGAUGGGGGAUGCCGAUCGGCGAAUUCUUCAAUCUCGAGAAACUCAGUGAGGAAUGUGAGAAGCAAGGACGAUAUUCCUUCUUCAUCGCCAGUAUGCCUCUGAAUGUCCCUGGUGGUGUGGGAAGUCCUCCCAACGCCAUGGCCAUAUUUUAA